UGGAUUGAACUUCGCCAUACUGAUUGGAUGAGAAAUAACAGGCACUCUCUUCAGUGCCGAGGUGCUGCAGUCGAACAUGGCAUUUAUAUUUCAGUGACGGAUGUGGUUUCUACAGCAGCUUCCUGACAUGCUUUGAGGGUGUUUUGGGUGAUUAGUUAGGGAGCCAGACGCAAUGGCGUCGCUCCUGAUGCGUUUAUUUCGUAUGGGUGCAGAAAAGAAGAAGGUUCAGCAUUAUGAGCACCUGCGCAGGGAUGCGGACCCUCGUCAGACUUGGGACACACUCGGAGAGCUUGGCGAUGGAGCGUUUGGGAAAGUCUACAAGGUUCAAAACAACGACAAUGAUGUGUUAGCAGCAGCUAAAGUUAUAGAUGUUCACAGUGAGGAUCAACUGCAAGAUUACAUCACUGAAAUCAACAUCCUGGCAACCUGUCGUCAUGGCAACAUCAUCUCUUUGCUGGAGGCCAUCUACUUUGAAGGAUGGUUAUGGGUCAUCAUUGAAUUUUGUCCUGGUGGAGCGCUGGAUGACAUCAUGUUGGAGCUGGAGCAUGGCCUCUCCGAGCAGCAGAUCAGUGAGGUGUGUUUCCAGACAUUGCAGGCACUGUAUUACCUGCAUCAGCACCAUAUCAUCCACAGAGACCUGAAGGCCGGAAACAUUCUGCUUACCAUGGAAGGCCGUAUCAAACUUGCUGACUUUGGUGUGUCUGCAAAAAAUGACAACACCCUCCAGAGACGAUCGACUUUCAUCGGAACACCAUACUGGAUGGCACCAGAAGUGAUCAUGUGUGAGACAUCAAAGGAGAAUCCAUACUCGUGUAAAUCUGAUAUCUGGUCUCUGGGUAUCACACUGAUAGAGGCAGCUGAGAUGGAGCCUCCACACCACACUCUGAACCCCAUGAGAGUACUGCUGAAGAUCACCAAGUCUCCUCCUCCCACACUGACCAACACACGAAUAUGGUCAAACCAUUUUCAGGAUUUCCUGAAGAGGGCACUACAGAAAAACCCUGAGUCACGAUGGGGAGCACAGCAACUACUUACUCACCCAUUCUCAUACGCCGGGCGGAGCGGACAAACUCUCAAGGAGCUUAUUGCUGAGGCUAAAGCAGAGGUCACUGAGGUCAUAGAGGCAGAGUCUCUCUCAGAUCUUCAGUCCUCUGUGGACGAACCUGUAACCAUCACAGAGACACCGGUGAAAGAUGCAAAAGAUGAGCCAGACAUUCCUCUGUCGCCUACAUGUGAAGAACCUCCUGAAAUUCCUUCUAAUUCUGAGACAAACAAAGCCCCCAAAGUGACGCGUCGGGCAUCGGGUGUCAUAGAUAAGGCACAGAAAAGAGCCAGGCGUUUGUCAGUUCCGGGAAACCUCCUAUCUUUCCUGACUCGCCGUAAAUCUGGAUUCUGGAGUGAUGAUAUGAAAAACCUGGAGAAUCAGGCUCAACAGGACGUCAUUGACGGUCAUUGCGAAGGAGAAUCACAUACAAGUACACUAGAGACUGAGAAAGAAGGGAUGGAAAAGGUAGAGAAACCAAAGGAGCUGAAAGAUGGACCUGAUCAGAGCCCAGAUAACCUUGAUGGAGAAACAGAACAGAAACCAAUGCCUGAGAGUGACAAGGAGUGCAAGGACAUCGAGGCGAACAGUCAGAAAGAUGAAGAAAUGCAACAGGAGGUCAUUGUCAGCCAUUGCGAAGGAGAAUCACAGACAAGUACACUAGAGACUGAGAAAGAAGGGAUGGAAAAGGUAGAGAAACCUAAGGAGCUGAAAGAUGGACCUGAUCAGAGACCAGAUAACCUUGAUGGAGAAACAGAACAGAAACCAAUGCCACAGAGUGACAUGGAGUGCAAGGACAUCGAGGCGAACAGUCAGAAAGAUGAAGAAAUGCAACAGGAAGAGAAUUUAUCUGAACAGGAAUCACUACAGAAUACAGAGCUUAAGAUUAGUCCAAAUGCUGAUGAAUCUAAAGAUGAUCAAACUUUUUGGAGAUGUCUUAGUGAACCGGUAGAAAAAGACGAUAGACUUGGAGUAGCUGAUUUGCAAAAUGUUCUGAUUGGCAUGUUGAAUUUGGAAACCUCGCACUUACACCAGAAACGUGAAACCAAAGAACUAAGUUUUUACGAUUAUCUGGAUUUAGCUGGACAUGGGACAGCUUCUAAAGUCACGUCCACAGUAGAGUUAAUUGGAAAGCCAGUUGUGGAAGUGUGUGUUCUUGCUUCUGCGAAAAAGACAAGCGAGGAACAGACUGAGAGUGUAAUGCAGAAGGGUUUGAAAGAGGAUGGAGAAGGACAAGUUGAAGCUAAAGAGGAGGAGGAUAAGACAGUUGAAGAUGGAGGCAAACACAAAGAGGAUCUAUGUGUUAGGAAAGAAAUAACCGAAGAGACAGUGAAGGACCAACAUUUUGAAUGUGUUAGGAAAGAAAUAACCGAAGAGACAGUAAAGGACCAACAUUUUGACAAUGCUGAAACAACAGUGCAAAUAAAUGAUUCAACUGGUGAAGAAACAGCACAAGCCCCAAAUCAGCAAGAAUCAGAACUGAAAAAAGAAUCUGAGCAAAAUGAGCCACCUGAAGAAGAACUGAAGAAGGAGAAAGCACCAGCAGAGAACAAUUCCAGACAUGGAACAAACCCUGAUGAGAUCCAGAGUCCAGGAAGCAGAGAUGUGGAUGAGGAUGUAACAACUGACCAAUCAGAUGAACCCAGGAAUCUCACAGAGACUGAUUCACAGAACGAGUCGCUUGCAAAUGACACAGCAGCAACGUCACAGCCUCAUACUGACUGUCCAAUGUUUACAGAGACACCAACAGAUGAAGUGAGCUCAAAAAAGUCCAACGGUGUUUCUUUAGACAACAAGGUUAUCAAAAGUACCAAGCAGGUUAGCUUUGCGCACAAACAAGAGACACACAGCAUCCUGAAUGGCAACUCAAACACAGAAGCAGCUCACACCGAGUCAAAUGGUUUGCUACACCAUACCAAUAAUCAGCACAAUGAAGAGUCAGCGCUUUCACAAAAAACUGAAACGAAUUUACCUGUGGGCCGGAAAACAGUGAAGAAAACUCGGAAAUUUAUGGUAGACGGGCGGGAAGUGAGCAUCACAACAUCAAAAGUGCUUAGUGAGAGAAAUGAUAAAGAACAGCAGAUGCGCUCAAUCAGGCGGCAGGAGUUGCACGCUCUGAAGCUGCUGCAGCGAGAAGAACAGCGAGAGUUCACACAGCUGGAACAGAAACUGCAGCAACAAAGAGAGAUGAUGUUCCGGCAUAUUGAACAGGAAAUGAGUAGUAAGAAGCAGUACUACGAUAGUGAACUGCAGCGUCUGGAGAAACAGUAUGAACAACAGAGCCAAAAAAUGGAGACCGAGCACACGGCACGUCUCCAAGAUGAUGCACGACGUCUUAAAUCCCAGCAAGAGAAGGAGCUCCGAGCACUUAAAAUGGACCCUAAAGAGGAGCAGCGUUUUCAGCAAAAGCAGCAGCAGGAGCUAAAUGAAGUGCUACAGAAAGCUGUACAGGAGCACAAGAGGAAAGUGGCUUCCAUGGAGUGGGACAUCACUGUCAAAUCUCAGCAGCUCAAGAGAGCACGUGAGUCGGUGGUCUGGGAACUGGAACAGCGGCACCUGCAAGAGAAAUAUCAUUUAUUCAAGCAGCAGGUGAAGGAGCAGUAUUCUCUACAGAGACAGCAACUCAGCCGGAGACACAGCAAGGAUGUGGAGCGUGUGUCACGGUUCCAGCAGGGCCUAAUAGAUGAGCAGAAGUCUUCGCAGGCUCAGGAAAGAGCACAGUUUCAAAGGGCUCAACGGGCUGAACUCAAAGGUUGCAUAAACCGGAUUAGGCAAGAGCUGAGGAAGCAGGGGUUAAGCGGGACCGAACAGAGGCAAAAACUCACACAGUUCAUGUCAGAGGACGAGAACAGGCAGAAGCAGGAGUUCAAGUCUCUCCAGGAGAGUCAGGAGCUCCAGUUUAAGGAACUGCAAGAUCAGUGUGACUUCAACAUCACUGAGCUCCAUCAGCUACAGAAUGAGAAACUGCAGGUUCUGGUGGAGAUGGAGAAGAAGAAGAUCAAAAGGUUGGAAGAUGAACACACACUAGAACUGAACGAAUGGAGAGAUAAACUCGCCUGCAGGAAAGAGGCACUGGAAGAAGACCUGGCUCGUAAAAAAAGAGAGUAUGAAGGAACCAGAAGACGAAGUGAAGCAGAAAACCGAUAUGCACGGCGUUCCAGAUUCUUCCCAAACCUCAGUUUUCACUGACAAACUCAAACUAAACUUUCAAACUAAACUGUGUUUAUGUGACUGUAUGUAUUUUAAAUUGAUCCUGAUGUCCUGGAAUUGUGUCUUCUUCUGAUAUAAACACUGAGCCAGUAUGCCAGGGUAAGCGAACAACAUUUAAUACAUACAUACAUAUAUAUAUAUAUAUAUAUAUAUAUAUAUAUAUAUAUAUAUAUAUAUAUAUAUAUAUAUAUAUAUAUAUAUAUACAGUGUUGCUUAAAUGUUUAUGAGCCCCUUAGAAAUUCCUAGAUUUCUGCUUAAAUAUGACCCAAAACAUCAUUAAGUCCUAAAGGUAAACAAAGUGAACACAAUAAAAACAAUGAGUCAACAAUAUUAUACUUCUUCAUUUAAAUAUUGAGAGAUAUGAUCCAGAAUUACAUCUCUUUGACUUGUAAAAGACUGUGAACCUUUACUUUCAGAACAGAAGAGCUUCAACACUUGGAUUAAAUGGAUAUCCUUACAUGAACUGCAUGAUUCAGGUCCUUCCACAAUUUUCCUUUGGAUUAAAGUCAGGACAUUGACUUGGCCAUUCUAAAACAUCAUUCUUUGGUACACAGACUUGAGUGCUUGUGAUCGUUCUCUUGGUGUAUGACCCAUUUCUUCUUGAGAUUCAGUUUAUGGACAGAUGUCUUGCCAUUUUUAUUUAGAGUUCACUGAAUAAUUCUGAAUUCAUUGUUCCAUCAAUGAUGGCAAGCUUUCCUGGCACAGAUGCAGCAAUACAGGCCAUCAUUGUUCCAUCAAUGAUGGCAAGCUUUCCUGGCACAGAUGCAGCAAUACAGGCCCAAAGCAUGAUAUAACCACCAUGUUUUACGGAUGGUAUAAGGUUCUUAUGGUGGAAUUUAUUAUUUUCCUUUCUCCAAAAAUAAUGCUUCUCAUUUUAAAACAAAAAGGUUUUAUUUAGAUUAUUUUUCAAUUGUCUUCUGGCUUGUCCACAGGAUCUUUAACAAACUUCAUGGGCUGCAAUGUUGUUGUUGUUUUUUUUAGAGAGAAGUGGCUUUAUUCUUGCAACUCAGCCUUGCACACCAUCUUUAUUGUUCACCUUAUGGCUCAUGAGAAUUAACAUAAGUCAAAGUAAAAGAGACCUUUAGUUGCUUAGAAGUUCCUCUGUAUUCCUUUCUUACCCAACAGACUAUUACAUGUCUAUAUUUUGGAGUGAUCUUUCUUGGUUGACCACUUCUGGGAAUGUACCAAUGGUAAUGCAUUUCCUUCACUUUGGAUAUAUCUCUGUUCUUUCAAUAAAAUUGGACACUCAGGGAGACCUGAUAAUCUCAAUGACUGAAAACAGAUGGACUCUAAUUUGACCUUGAAAUUAAGUACUAAACCUAGAGAUUUACAUACUUUUGCCUCUCACAGAUAUAUAAUAUUGGAACAUUUUCCUGAAUAGAAAAAUAAGUUAGUAUUAUAUAAUAGUAUAAUAUAUUUGUCUGAUCUGUUUGAUUGGGCUCACUUGGUCUGCUUUUGGAACAUUUGUUUUGGGUCAUAUUUAUGCAGAAAUCUAGAAAUUUCUAAAGGGUUCACAAACUUUCAAGCGACACUGUGUUUUACAUUUAUAAUAAUUAUAUGUAUGUAUAUAUUUACUGUAAACAGCACAACAGUGCCAAUUUUCACAUCUGUAAUAUAAAUGUAGUAAAUAUGAUCUGGAUGUGUAUAUAGCAGUGUGUGAUACAGUGAAUGUAAAGAACCGACUGAGGCAUUUAGGUUUUUUAUUUCAAUGUCUUUGUAGUGAUGCUGUACUGUGUAUAUACAAAUACUCUCAAAGCCUUGAACAAUGGCACUUACACUGUGUUUCUUAAUUAUUUUCAACACGAUCCUAUGAGCAUGUCUGGAGUUCAUGUGAAAAAUUCAGUUCAUCAAUUUCUACAUUUCUGGUAUGACGUACCGACUCUCACUGGCUUUGAUUACAAUAAAAUUCAUUUAUUUGCAAUAAAAAUAUUGAAUGGGA
This is a messenger RNA of Tachysurus fulvidraco (yellow catfish), 6191 nucleotides long. RefSeq names its product serine/threonine-protein kinase 10. Gene Ontology annotation, biological process: protein phosphorylation. Gene Ontology annotation, molecular function: ATP binding; protein binding; protein serine/threonine kinase activity. The transcript is spliced from 18 exons. The coding region runs from base 173 to 4231 and encodes 1352 amino acids. The record is from RefSeq and is a predicted model, not a curated record. Lineage: Eukaryota; Metazoa; Chordata; Actinopteri; Siluriformes; Bagridae.